This is a messenger RNA of Stegodyphus dumicola, 2421 nucleotides long. Its product is annotated as protein hu-li tai shao-like. NCBI's taxonomy places the organism in Eukaryota, Metazoa, Arthropoda, Arachnida, Araneae, Eresidae. The record is from RefSeq and is a predicted model, not a curated record. Gene Ontology annotation, cellular component: cytoskeleton; postsynaptic density; plasma membrane. Gene Ontology annotation, molecular function: actin filament binding.
CUGGCAUCAGCUUUAAGUCACCGCACCCUACGAACGGUCCGAACAAGCUCGUUUAGGAGUGGGCGCAGCAGACGCUGAGAGCUCAGGAUGUCUAAAGAAGAAAAUGCAAAUGAGGUUAAAGACGAACCCCGAAGUCCUGAAAUGUUUGACCCUGAUGACCCGGAGUGUCAAAGACAGAUGUGGAGACCUCCUGAUAUACAGCAGGAUGUGCAAGAAAUGGAGAGACGGAAACGAGUCGAAAUAAUCAUGAACAGUCAAGUAUUUCGUGAAGAACUGGAGCGUAUAAUUGAGUCUCAAAUGAGCGAGGGACAUGCACAAGCUAAUUUGGCUGCCCUACAACAAGUAACAGAGCUGCUACUGCCACAUACUUCUCGCACAAAUAGCUCAACUGUUAGGUCUGGUGUCUGUGUUAUUCCUAUAAAUGACAUCCGUGGAAUUGAUGGCCUACGGUAUGCAAAAGGAGAAAAAGUACAGCGAGCUAAACUGGCUGCAGUAUACAGGUUAAUUGAUCUAUAUGGAUGGGCAGAGAGCAUGUUCAACAAUAUUACCGUUCGUGUAAGUCAAGAUCAAGAACAUUUUCUGUUACAUCCGUAUGGAUUGCAAUACCAUGAAAUCACUGCAUCUUCAUUAUUGAAAGUAGACAUGCAAGGCAAUGUAAUUGACCCUGGCACCACAAACUAUACUUUCAGCCGUGCAGCCUUUGCUCUUCAUUCAGCUAUACAUGCAGCUAGGCCUGAUUUGAAAUGUAUUAUUCAAGUCCACCAUCCUCCCUGUAUAGCUGUUUCUGCUACUAAAUGUGGACUAUUGCCUAUUAGUCAAGAAGCAGCAAUCCUUGGUGAAAUUAGUUAUUGUGAUUUCCAUGGCGUGCCAUCAGAUCAGACCGACCGGGAGCUAAUUGCUCGUAGUUUGGGACCAGUAAAUAAGGUUCUGAUUUUACGUAACCGAGGUAUUCUGAUAUGUGGAGAAUCUAUAGAGGAAGCUGUAUUUAUGUUGCAUAAAGCUGUUGCUGCAUGUGAAACUCAGGUGAGGUUGAUGCCAAUUGGUAUUGAUAAUAUACAGUUAAUGUCUGAGGAAGCCAUAAAACACGAAAGAGAAAUUGUUACUUCUGGAGGUUAUCCUCCUGAAUUGAAAGACAGUGAGCCACCUGGUGGUGAUGAAGACAAAGAGAGAGCAGAACCAAAGGAAAAACAAAAAAAGUGGAGAGUUUGGGAUUUGGAAUUUGAAGCACUUAUGCGAAUGCUAGACAAUGCUGGUUUUCGAACUGGUUACACUUUCAAACAGCCAAUGGUUCGUACUGAUCAAGUUCGGCAGAAAAGUGAAGUUGAAGUACCACCAUCAGCUUCAUCCUAUGCCCAAUAUUUUGGUGAAGACAAGUGGCUGAGUCCCUUAAAGAAACUGGUAGAAGGCCGAAAAACUCAAGACAAGCUGCGUUGGGUGAAUUCUCCAAAUGUUUAUCAAAAAGUAGAAGUUCUUGAAACUGGAACUCCUGAUCCCAAAAAAAUAACUAAGUGGGUACAGGAGGGUUCACCUUCGCACAGUACAGCUAUCAAAAUUCAGACUCCACAUCAGUUCAUUCCCAAAUCUAGUGACAUUGGAGAAUUUAAACGCAAACAGAAGGAGUUGAAAGAAAAUAGAAUGAAGGCAAAAGUAACAGCUGGUCCUCAGUCCAAUCUUUUAGAAGGUGUUACGUGGGAAGAAAUACGAAAAAUGCAGGAUGCCAUGGUAAAUGCUGCUGGGGACCAAGUUGUUUUAGUUGGUGCUGCAUCCAAAGGUAUUAUUCAGCGAGAGUUCCAGCACAAUGCAAUGGUAUAUAAGAGUGCCUAUUCCAAGAAUCCAUUUGACAAUAUCACUGAGGAAGAUUUAGAAGAAUACAAAAAAAUUGUUGAAAGGAAGCAACGGGGAGAAUCAAUUGAAGAAGAUGUUCCAGAUGACAUUAAACCACUCCUUGUGGAACCAGUAGCACAACCUCAGAAAUCUCAGCAAGCUUCUCCGCCCAAAUCAAGAUCACCUCCACCUUCUCCAGCUUCUCCAUAUGCUGCCAAGAGUAAAGAUUCAGAAAAUGUGGCAGUUCAGAGAGCUCUUUCAUCCCGUAUUGCUGAGCAAGAACCUUUAGAAAAGAAACCAAACUUCUUCAAACGCACAUUUUCUGAAAGGCUAUCUAAGACAAAAUCUGCACAGGUAGUAAAUGGGCAAAAAAUGCGGUCGCUUGAAAGUGGUGAUGUAUCCAUAACUUCACAAAGUAGUAAAGAGGGAUCUCCAACAAAAGAUCUAAGUGAAGGUUCCCCCAAACGAGAAAAAGAAAAGGAAAAGAAGAAGAAAGGUGGCAUUAAAGCUCCAUCCUUUUUGAAAUCAAAGAAAAAGCACAAAAAGGAGAAAGAAAAAGAAAAGGAAAAGAAAGAAAAAGGAGCCACAGAGAUGUAA